AUGUCCUCAACCCAAGCUGCACUGGUAGAAAAGAUGAGAAACAUAACAGAAUUCAUCCUGCUGGGCCUGACUCAGAAUCCAGAACUGCAGAAACUCUUAUUUCCUGUGUUUUUAAUCACCUACUUGAUCACGCUGGCAGGCAACCUGCUCAUCUCAGUCACCAUCUUCAUCAGCCCAGCCCUGGGCUCUCCCAUGUACUUUUUUCUCUCCUGUUUGUCCAUUAUGGAUGGUUUCUACUCUUCCUCCAUAGCUCCCAAAAUGAUCUUUGACUUGCUCUCUGAGAAGAACACCAUAUCCUUCAAUGGCUGCAUGACUCAGGUCUUUGCUGAACAUUUUUUUGGAGCAGUUGAGAUUAUCUUGUUAAUUGCAAUGGCCUUUGAUCGGUAUGUGGCUAUCUGUAAACCUUUACACUACACAACCAUCAUGAACAGGCCUCUAUGUAGUUUCCUGAUGGGGAUGGCUGGGAUUCUGGGGUUUGUUCAUGGAGGGAUCCAGCUUUUAUUCAUGGUUCAGUUACCAUUUUGUGGCCCCAAUGUCAUUGACCAUUUUAUGUGUGAUUUAAUACCUCUCCUGGAGCUGGCCUGCACAGACACUCACACUUUGGGACCCUUGAUCGCUGCCAAUAGUGGGUCACUAUGUUUGCUCACUUUCUCUAUGCUGGUGGCUUCCUAUAUCAUCAUCCUGCACUCCCUGAGAACGUACAGCUCUGAAGGGCGCCGCAAAGCCCUAUCUACAUGUGCUUCUCAUGUCACUGUUGUGAUCUUAUUCUUUGUACCUUGUUCCUUCCUGUACCUAAGACCCAUGACCUCCUUCCCUGCUGACAAAGCAGUGACUGUAUUUUGCACCCUCAUAACUCCUAUGUUGAACCCUUUAAUCUACACUCUGAGAAAUGCAGAAGUGAAAAAUGUUAUGAAGAAGCUCUGGGAUCAAAUAAUGAAAACCAAAGAUAAAUAG
Messenger RNA from Orycteropus afer afer, 954 nucleotides. Its product is annotated as olfactory receptor 4C45-like. The record is from RefSeq and is a predicted model, not a curated record. Gene Ontology annotation, molecular function: G protein-coupled receptor activity; olfactory receptor activity. Gene Ontology annotation, cellular component: membrane. Lineage: Eukaryota; Metazoa; Chordata; Mammalia; Tubulidentata; Orycteropodidae. Gene Ontology annotation, biological process: G protein-coupled receptor signaling pathway.